UCACUAUCCCCAUUAGAUAUUUACUCUUUGCUUUAUUACAACAGUGGCGACUAGUUCUUGUUGUUGUUGUUGCUGUGACCAUCAAAUCAAAUGAUUAACUAGACAGAACACAGCUCCCAAGAGACUAUCAACAACAACUAGCCCUAACCCCCUUUCUCUUCUUCUCUGGAGAUUGAAUACCCCUUAUUUUUCCCCAAAUUUCUCAUGAAAAGAAGAAGAAAAUAGGGCUCAAGAGAAACCCCCUUGCAUUUCAUUUGAUGCAAACUUCUCGAUUUCUCAAACCCUUUAGGGAAUCCUUUCUACAACCACAAAAAGGUAGGAUCUUUUCAUGUUUCUCUCAUCACCACAAUAACAGUAGUACUGUCUCUGAAGAACAACAUCAACAGCAACAAUCGGAUAACAUAACUCAUGAUUUAAGGAGUUUGUUGAAUACAUAUACCAAAAGAAGUACUCAAUCCUGCAAUUCAUAUUCUUCUUUGUAUAGAGUUUCUUCUAAUGAUUUCUUAAAUUUUUCGAGAAUUAAUUCCACAUUUGGUGGUGGGGGUGUUUCUUAUAAUCAUCGUUUAUUGCUUCAGCAUGGUUUCUGUUCUAAGGUUGCUGCUGAUGUUAAAAAGACAGAAAUUGAUGAUCCAAGUCAACGAGCAGUUACUACUGCACUAUGGGCCAAUUUCCUUGUCUUUUCUCUCAAAUUUGGGGUCUGGAUGGCGACUUCCAGCCAUGUUAUGCUAGCUGAAAUGAUACAUUCAAUUGCAGAUUUUGCAAAUCAGGCCCUUCUUGCUUACGGCUUAUGGAGCUCAAAGCGAGCUCCCGAUGCUAUACAUCCUUAUGGGUACUCCAAAGAAAGAUUUGUCUGGUCCUUGAUAUCCGCAGUUGGUAUUUUUUGCCUUGGUGCUGGUGCAACAAUCGUUCAUGGAUUUCAAAACUUAUGGACAACACAGCCGCCAGGAAAUAUCAAGUAUGCAGCUCUGGUAAUUGCAGGUUCAUUCAUCAUUGAAGGUGCUUCACUUGUAGUUGCUGUCCAUGCGGUCAGGAAAGGUGCAGCAGCCGAAGGAAUGAAAAUGCGGGAUUAUGUGUGGCGUGGUCAUGAUCCAACAGCUGUUGCUGUUAUGACUGAGGAUGGUGCUGCUGUUGCUGGUCUACUUGUUGCUGCAGCGUCAUUGGUGGCUGUGAACAGAACAGGAAAUCCAAUCUACGAUCCCAUUGGAUCAAUUGUUGUUGGGAACUUACUCGGAAUGGUUGCAAUUUUUCUCAUCCAAAGGAACCGACAUGCAUUAAUUGGUAGGGCAAUCGACGAUUAUGAUAUGCAAAGAGUUCUUCAUUUUCUGAAGAAUGACCCGGUCGUAGAUGCUUUGUAUGAUUGCAAGAGUGAGGUGAUUGGACCUGGAUUCUUUAGGUUUAAAGCUGAAAUAGAUUUCAAUGGUGUGGUGGUGGUACAAAAUUAUUUGGAAAGGACUGGACGUGGAGAAUGGGCCAAACAGUUCCGAGAUGCUGGAAAAGAUCUUGAUGAUGCCACUUUACUGAGGACCAUGUCAAACUAUGGUGAGGAAGUCGUUACUGCCCUUGGAAGUGAAGUUGAUAGACUAGAAAAGGAAAUCCAGAAGCUUGUACCUGGAAUCCGGCAUGUCGACAUUGAGGCUCACAAUCCAGAAAAGGAGAUCCAGAAGAUUAUGCCUGGACUCCGGCUAAUUGAUCCAGAAAAGGAAACCAAGAUUAUGUCCGGUAUUCAGCUUGAUGAUCCACAAAAAGAAACACAAAAGAUUACACCACCUUGAGCCACAUAAUAUUCUAUACCAUGUAAUCUGUAGCUUGUAGCUUUGUGCAGUCUGUAUGUUCUGUUUUUUUGGCUCAACCGUGACUUCUAGAUCGUCAGGACUUGGCUUCAGCAACAAAAUCUAUAUAAAUUUGGAUGUCAUAUGAUACUGCAUACUGCCUAAACUCACAUGCAAAGCAUUAUAAUCCCAUUUCCAGCAUUUCCCACU
Molecule: messenger RNA, 1979 nt
Organism: Papaver somniferum (opium poppy)
Lineage: Eukaryota; Viridiplantae; Streptophyta; Magnoliopsida; Ranunculales; Papaveraceae
Product: metal tolerance protein C4-like
Exons: 13
Coding region: 258-1772 (504 amino acids)
Biological process (GO): zinc ion transport; transmembrane transport
Cellular component (GO): membrane
Molecular function (GO): monoatomic cation transmembrane transporter activity
Source: RefSeq, a predicted model, not a curated record